Molecule: messenger RNA, 320 nt
Organism: Dendroctonus ponderosae (mountain pine beetle)
Lineage: Eukaryota; Metazoa; Arthropoda; Insecta; Coleoptera; Curculionidae
Product: sideroflexin-3
Biological process (GO): serine import into mitochondrion; monoatomic ion transport
Cellular component (GO): mitochondrial inner membrane
Molecular function (GO): monoatomic ion transmembrane transporter activity
Source: RefSeq, a predicted model, not a curated record
UCCAGGCUGGAAGACGAGCUCAAGGACAAAGUUGCAAAGGAGCAGGAUAUCAGCAAAAUCGACAGGGUGUUCUACAACAAGGGCCUGUAAAUGUAAUAUCAAACCGAUCUGAUUUAACAUUGAUGGUUGAUUAGUUUAAGGACAACUCAACUCUCAGGGCAAUAUAUGUAGCACGUGACGAGACACUUAAGUUAAUUUAUUUGCGGCUCAAUUUUCGAGCAAUUAAAAUAGUUUGCCAACUCCGCGCUUUUCUUGUAUGUAGCUUUGGCUGAGCCUCUAAAUGACAAUAAGUAGGUUUAAAUAAAAAUUUGUUUUGAAAA